UAUGACAAGUAAAUGAAAAAAUUCCAGUACCAAAAUUUUAGCUGAUGGUCAAGCUUUGACUUCAAGUUUUUACCAAACGCACAAUCAAAAUCCGAUAGGGAUGGAACCAUGUGGGAAGCAAGAUAGUGGUGAAUCAAACACUGACGAUGAAGAAGUUGUAGAUGUUAUGAAGCAAUCUCUGGAUGAAAUUUCGGAGGUGUGGUUGACAAUUUGCAAGAACCUAUUGGAACGACGUGAAGUCCUUGUAAAAACGCUCGAACAGGUGCCGGAACUUGAUUAUAAAAAUUUCAUCUUUAUGGUAGAAACUUUGAAAUGUGAAAGCUUGGAUCUUCAGUCGGGCAUCGAUUUAGCUGUAACUUCCCAAAAUGAACGGGUAAAUGGGUUGCUUAAAAGGCAAACUCUUGCUAUGGCACACUGUAAAGGAAAAGCAGAGGAAACAAUUCGAGACUUAACGAGAAAACUGGCUGAAGAAAAAGCCAACAGUUACAAGGCACUGGAAGAAAUUAAAAAUCAGAAAGAAAAAAACGCGGAAUUAAUAAAGGAUCUUGAAGAAACAAAACAUUCUUUACUUGAUAUCAAGAACAGAAACGAUUUGAAUCUCCGUGCUAUAAAAAUGCUAAAGAACAAAAAUAUUGAAAUGGAAGCUAAAGUAUUAACUGCUGAAAUGAACCUUACUGACUUUAACGGGAAGAUAAAUGUUGUACGAAAUGAGCACAAAUCAAAAGAAUAUAUGUGGUUGAAAGAAAAAGAAGAAUUUCUUAACAAGAUAGAACAACUUGAGUUGUCGCUGCAGAAUCUAAACGCAACGAACAACGAGUUAGAAAUUAGGUGUGACAUAGCUGAGGAAAGGUGCUCGCUUUCAGAAAAUUUAACUCAAGAAACGGAGAAGAAACUUCUGACUGAAAUUCUGGAAUUGAAAACUCAAUUAGGUGAAACCUUUCAAGAAUUAGAAAAAGAAAAACGCGAAAAAGAGCAUAUUCAGGAUGAAUUGUUUGUGCUUAGAGAUCAUUUAAGUGCCUUGAGAAUGGAAUCAUUUGCCUUCCCAAUUAUUACACAAAAGAACCACGAUGAUGAGAAUGCCGCAAGGCUGCUAAAUAAUCUAAUUGAAAGAAUUGAUCAGUUUGAAAGGGAUAAGAUAGAUCAAGCCAUUGCUCAUAAGGAGACUAUGGCUGACAUACAUACCCUCAAAGAAGAUCAUUAUUGUAUAGAAAAGCAAGGGUUGUUACUAUUUGUGAAUGAACUUAAGUUAUGUUUAAGAGUGCUUCUUGAAGAAAACAUGGUAAAAGAUAUGCAGAUGAGUGAUCUUCUUGUAAGGCUUAGUUACCGUGACUGAAUCUAGAAAACUAACUGGUAAAAUAAAAGUUGGUGGUCGGCGAAGCAUACAGAAAAUAAAUUAAUCAUGUUGUAGUUUAUAAUUGUACAAUUCUAUUUUGGUGAUUUUAAAUAAAGUUUUUUCUUUCUGUAA
Molecule: messenger RNA, 1465 nt
Organism: Aethina tumida (small hive beetle)
Lineage: Eukaryota; Metazoa; Arthropoda; Insecta; Coleoptera; Nitidulidae
Product: lamin-like protein
Exons: 8
Coding region: 101-1333 (410 amino acids)
Source: RefSeq, a predicted model, not a curated record